AUGGAUGGGAUCUUAGGCAAAAUGAGUUGGAAACUCAUUCCUUGUUUAAGAUCCGAGCUCCGUCUCGAUAUCGUGCUCAAAUGCGGGCAAAGUUUCCGGUGGAAAAGCUUCAACGAGCAACCCGAUCAAUGGAUCGGCGUGCUUGAUUCCCGGGUUUGGCUCUUGUCCCAAGACCACGACCAUUUGAAGUACAAAACAUUUCCCAAGGCGGAAGACUCCCUAGCUUUGGAUUCGUUUCUCACAGACUACUUCCAACUCAAGGUGAAAUUGGAACCAUUAUAUAAAGCUUGGGCCAAAGAGGAUCCAGUGUUUGAGAAGAUUUCAAGCAAGUUUUCUGGAGUGCGAAUGUUACGACAACAUCCCGUUGAAAACCUCUUCUCUUUCAUAUGCUCUUCUAACAACAAUAUUCAAAGGAUCUCAGGCAUGGUCGAAAACUUAUGUAUUCAUUUUGGAACCGAGAUCUGGAACAACGAGGACACGUCUUAUUUCACGUUUCCUUCCGUGGAACAACUAGCUCAGAAGCCAACCCAAGUGGAAAAGAAACUUCGCGACUUGGGUUUUGGUUAUCGAGCCGCUUAUAUCGCCAAAUCGGCGAGACAAAUAGCCGAUAAAGGCGGCGAGGAAUAUUUGAUGAAGCUUCGAACAUUGCCCUACAUAGAAGCCCGAGAUGAAUUGUUGAAACUGACAGGAAUUGGGCCUAAGGUCGCAGAUUGUGUACUUUUGAUGUCGUUGGAUCAGACUGCAGCGAUUCCAGUGGAUACGCACAUGUUUCAAAUUGCAGCUACCAAAUACCUACCUCACCUAAAGGGCUACAAGUCGGUUACAGAUAAGGUCUACAAAGAGAUUGGGGACCAUUUUCGAUCGCUUUACGGAGAUUACUCUGGAUGGGCUCAUUCGGUAUUAUUCAGCGCGGAUUUGAAACAUUUCCAAGAUAUUGAAUCGGAUGCAAACACCAAACCAGAUGUGAAGCCCAAAGACUCCAAAUCAUCUGGACCCAGCCGUCCCAAGAAAAGGAAAAAAUAACUGCCUUUUUGAAUGAAAUACCAAGGCCCAAAUCUACGAUAACGGACAUGUUAUUUACAUUGGGUUGUUUUGAACCAAAAGCACUUGUACAAUCGCCA
Molecule: messenger RNA, 1121 nt
Organism: Tigriopus californicus
Lineage: Eukaryota; Metazoa; Arthropoda; Copepoda; Harpacticoida; Harpacticidae
Gene: Ogg1
Product: N-glycosylase/DNA lyase-like
Exons: 5
Coding region: 1-1023 (340 amino acids)
Biological process (GO): nucleotide-excision repair; base-excision repair; base-excision repair, AP site formation
Cellular component (GO): nucleus
Molecular function (GO): 8-oxo-7,8-dihydroguanine DNA N-glycosylase activity; damaged DNA binding
Source: RefSeq, a predicted model, not a curated record